UCUCUAAAUUAGCUGUUAUUCGUCUGCACACGUCGAUCAAGUCGUGUUUAACGAUUCAACUGCAUCACGUACCCAAGGAAAUUCAUACUUCAUCACAAGAUGGCUAGUCACAUUAUUUUUAUUACUACAGUUUUGUGUCUCAUAGCACUGUCUAUUUCUGUUACUGCCAUUCCUCACAUACACAGAGUACCGAUAGAUAAUGAAUGUUUAAAAUGCAUUUGCGAAGGUGUUGGUUUUUGUAAUCCCAAAAUGGCGUGCCAGGGAAAGGUAUGCGGUAUGUUCGGUUUAACGCGGGAGUAUUGGAUAGAUGCAGGAAGACCAAUUACAUCGGGAACUAAAACAGGCGAUAAAGAUGCAUACGAGAAAUGUGCCCAAAACCCUUAUUGUGCCAAACAGUCAGUAAUAAAUUACAUGAAAAAAUUCUAUGAGGAUUGUAACGGAGACGGUAUCGUUGAUUGUUAUGAUUACGGAGCCAUUCACAUGCUUGGAGGCUAUAGAUGCAAAGGCAGGCUGACCGAAGAUUUUAAAGAACGGUUCUUGGCUUGCUAUAGUAAAAGUUAAACCUAUAAGAAUAAACUGGCAUCAUGAUUUUAGACACAAUUAGGAUUUCCUAACGACAGUUCAGACCUUAUCAUAUGCUCAAUGAUGAUAACCUGAAUAUUGAUGGGAUAAAAUUUCACUUACGUUUAGUUUGAAAUAUUCUACAUAUCUUUAAUUUUCUUAUGAAAUAUAUUUCUU
This is a messenger RNA of Melanaphis sacchari, 738 nucleotides long. RefSeq names its product lysozyme 1-like. NCBI's taxonomy places the organism in Eukaryota, Metazoa, Arthropoda, Insecta, Hemiptera, Aphididae. Bases 100 to 561 code for a protein of 153 amino acids. Gene Ontology annotation, molecular function: lysozyme activity. The transcript is spliced from 4 exons. The record is from RefSeq and is a predicted model, not a curated record.